CUCUCAUUAGUCAUUACAAUCAAAACCUACACACAGAGACAGAGAGAUCUAAAGAGUUUUAGACACUGAUCCCAAGAAAAAAUGGCGUCUCUCAAAGUCCCAAGCAAUGUUCCUCUUCCCGAAGAAGACGCUGAGCAACUCCACAAGGCAUUCUCAGGAUGGGGUACCAACGAGAAGCUGAUCAUAUCAAUCCUCGCUCACAGGAACGCAGCACAACGGAGCUUAAUCCGCAGCGUUUAUGCAGCUACCUACAAUGAGGAUCUUCUCAAGGCGUUAGACAAAGAGCUUUCUAGUGACUUUGAGCGAGCUGUGAUGUUGUGGACUCUUGAUCCAUCAGAGAGAGAUGCAUAUCUAGCUAAAGAAUCCACCAAAAUGUUCACCAAGAACAACUGGGUUCUUGUUGAAAUUGCUUGCACAAGGUCUGCUCUUGAGCUUUUUAAGGUCAAGCAAGCUUACCAAGCUCGAUACAAGAAAUCACUUGAGGAAGAUGUUGCCCAUCACACAUCUGGUGACCUUCGUAAGCUUUUGCUUCCUCUUGUGAGCACUUUCAGGUAUGAAGGUGACGAUGUGAACAUGAUGCUUGCAAGAUCUGAAGCCAAGAUACUUCAUGAGAAGGUCUCCGAGAAAGCUUACAACGAUGAUGACUUCAUCAGAAUCUUGACCACCAGAAGCAAAGCACAGCUCGGUGCAACACUCAACCACUACAACAACGAGCAUGGAAACGCCAUUAACAAGAACUUGAAGGAAGAGUCGGAUGACAAUGACUACCUGAAACUACUCAGAGCUGUAAUUACAUGUUUGACAUACCCUGAGAAGCAUUUUGAGAAGGUUCUGCGUCUAUCAAUCAACAAAAUGGGAACAGACGAAUGGGGACUAACCCGAGUGGUGACUACACGAACUGAAGUUGACAUGGAACGCAUCAAAGAGGAGUAUCAGCGAAGGAACAGCAUUCCUUUGGACCGUGCUAUCGCCAAAGACACUUCUGGUGAUUAUGAGGACAUGCUUGUUGCUCUUCUCGGACAUGGUGAUGCUUGAAACUAGUUCGAUUGUUUCUUACUGCCUGGUUUGCUUUUAAUAAAAAGAGUUGUGAAACUGCUUCUGCAACUAUUUGUCAUAUAUCGUUUGAGUUUGUUAAUUUGAAUCAAAAUCUA
Molecule: messenger RNA, 1151 nt
Organism: Capsella rubella
Lineage: Eukaryota; Viridiplantae; Streptophyta; Magnoliopsida; Brassicales; Brassicaceae
Product: annexin D2
Exons: 5
Coding region: 82-1035 (317 amino acids)
Cellular component (GO): cytosol; cytoplasm
Molecular function (GO): calcium ion binding; calcium-dependent phospholipid binding
Source: RefSeq, a predicted model, not a curated record